This is a messenger RNA of Gryllus bimaculatus (two-spotted cricket), 663 nucleotides long. The record is from the annotation of a GenBank genome assembly. NCBI's taxonomy places the organism in Eukaryota, Metazoa, Arthropoda, Insecta, Orthoptera, Gryllidae.
AUGACUAUCAAUUCUUAUCCGGAUUAUAGGGUGUAUGGUCAAACAGUUCCCAGCAGAACUUCUGUUGCAGAACUGGUUCCUGCUGUGGAGCGCGGGCGCUGUGUGGGCGCCAUCCGACGAGGCGGCCGCGUGGGAGGACACGGAGGAAGAGUGCGAGGACGAGGGCGGCGUGGGGCUCGGGCUGGGGAUGGGGCUUGGGGGCGGGGCCGGGCCAGCACGGGGGACGAGGUGGUGGCGCUGCUAAUGCGCCGCCGCCGCGCCGCGCACUCCCGCCCCCGGCCCGCGCCGCCCCCGCCGACGCGCAGCCGCUGCUGGCGGACGUGGGCGUGGCGGCCGUGGACGCUGGCUCGCCCUGUCCGCCCCGCCGCCCGCGCCUUCGCCCACCCACUCGCCCGCACCCACCGCCCCACGCCCCCGCCCCCGCCCACGCUCACCUCCAGAUUCUCGCAUUCCAAGCAUGUCUGCAUGCUGCGAUCUAUUCGCAUGGUCGUCGCAUUAUGUUGGAAAGUGACGGGAGUUACACGCUGUACGUGCGGAGCGGGUCCUCUGUUUGAAGGAAGGGAUGAGGAGGUUCGGGAGGCGGCGGCGGCGGCGGCUGCGGCGGCGGGCGGAGGGGGGGCGGUGCCCGCCGCAGCGGCCCUGCGGCGCACGGAGCAAACGGGA